AUGCGUCCUCACCUCCUCUCCUCCACCAUUGCCAUGCCCCCUUCCUCCUCCCUCCGAAAACCUGCCGCCGCUGCUGCCGCCAAACCCCUCCACCCCCCGUCGCAUCCCCCGAGUUGCCCCUCCCUCUGCCGGCAAUCACCCUCCGCCACCCUCGACCUCCUCAUCUUCUUUCUCGUCCUCUUCUCCGGCGCCUUCCUCGUCGCCUCCUACCUCUCCUACCUCCUCCGAUCCCUCUCCCUCCUCCUACCUCCUUUCUCAGCCCUAAUCGCCCAAUCCUGCCGCCACCUGAUCUCCUACCCGCCCCAACCCAACCUCCUCCUCCCCGCCCUCUUCCUCCUCUCCCUGGCCGCCUUCGCCGCCGCCCUCGAGAUUUGCUGCGGCCGUCGGCCGCGGAGGUGCGGGCGGAGCGGGUGCAGGGGCCUGAACAGGUCGAUCGAGUUCGAUUUGCAGCUGCAGGGGGAGGAGCUGCUGGUGUUGGGGGAGAGGAGCAAAGCCGUGAGGGAUGUGAACGCGCUGCCGUGGAAAGGGGGCAGCGAGGAUAACCCGGACUAUGAGUGCCUGCGGGUCGAGCUGCGGAAAAUGGCGCCGCCCAACGGGCGGGCCGUGCUGCUCUUCUGCCUGAGGUGCGGGUGCCCGGUGUCGAAGCUCGAGGGGAGGGGGCCCACUAAACGUGGACGGCGUCACAAGAAGAAUUUGGCUCUUACGGGUGUUCGCUAG
Striga hermonthica is the source of this 717-nucleotide messenger RNA. NCBI's taxonomy places the organism in Eukaryota, Viridiplantae, Streptophyta, Magnoliopsida, Lamiales, Orobanchaceae. The record is from the annotation of a GenBank genome assembly.